Molecule: messenger RNA, 594 nt
Organism: Sugiyamaella lignohabitans
Lineage: Eukaryota; Fungi; Ascomycota; Dipodascomycetes; Dipodascales; Trichomonascaceae
Exons: 1
Coding region: 1-594 (197 amino acids)
Source: RefSeq, a predicted model, not a curated record
AUGGCAGUUGAACAGGCGGCCAAACGGGCUGUGGAGUCGGAAGCGGCCGUUUUAGGGACCAGUGGCAAAUCUGGCGGGUCGAGUGGUGGUCCGGUAGAUACAGAAAGAGAACUGGCUCAAUUAUAUACACGGCUGUCAAUAGCAGAAGAGAAAGCCAAGAAUCUGGAGACCCUGAAGAGCACGUAUGAGAAGACCACGAGCCAGCUGACGCGGCGGCUGACGGAAGAACAGGCCAAAGCACAAAACUACCGGGACGAGGUGGACCUCAAAACGACGUCGAUGCAGCAUCUCCAGGACGAGAUGCUGGCGCUCCAGAUCCAGCUCAACGUCAUCGAAGACAACAUGAAACAGGUCCAAAAAGAAAACGAGGCACUCGUCGAGCGCUGGAUGGCCAAAGUGGCUGGCGAGGCCGAGAAACUCAACGAUGCCAACGCUUUCAUCGAAAGGUACAGUUUCACGGGUUGGCGGUCUGUGCCUCCGGCGGCUGGGGCUCCGCCCCAGACCCCGUGGCUCCUGCUUCGCAGGAGUUUGCGUGGGGAAAUGGUUGCUAACAGGAACAGUCUUAAACGGAUUAAACCUCCCUCCGAAGGUUAG